This is a messenger RNA of Nicotiana tabacum (common tobacco), 1398 nucleotides long. Its product is annotated as protein SRC2 homolog. NCBI's taxonomy places the organism in Eukaryota, Viridiplantae, Streptophyta, Magnoliopsida, Solanales, Solanaceae. Gene Ontology annotation, biological process: defense response. The record is from RefSeq and is a predicted model, not a curated record.
ACAGUAUUCUUUUUUCCCUUUUAUAUAAUGUUAUCGAUCAGAUACAGGAUUCAGAAAUGUCACUUUAUACUAGCGAUGACAAUUGGAAUAGUAAUUUCAUAUAUAUAGAAUAAUGUCAAGCAUUUAGACCAAAGGACACAAAUGGAACUUCCUGACAAACAAAUAUCAUUGGUUGCUGCUUUUCCUAAACGUCAAUUAUGUUAGAUCGAUUACGUGCUAUAAAUACUCAACUCCAAAAUCAUCGUUUGCCCACACUGCUAGUUAAAUCCAACUAUUUAUUGUUUCUCAACAUACAUAUAGUUCCUUCUAGAUUACUCUGGUGUAGUUUCCCUUCUGAAAAUGGGAUCACGAUACGAAGUUGAAGUAAAGAUAACCUCAGCCAACGAUUUGAAGAACGUCAACUGGCGUUACGGUCCCCUGAAGCCGUACGCAGUUGUCUGGGUUGACCCCAACGCUAAAUGCUCUACUAAAGUCGACGAAGACGGCGAUACAUCUCCUUACUGGAACGAAAAACUCGUCGUCCCUUUGAAUUCUCCGAUCGACGAUUCCACCUUGUACAUCGACAUCGUUCAUGCGAACGCUGUCGAGGACACCAAGCCUCUCAUCGGAUCCGCUAAGCUUCCCCUUAGCAAAGUCGUCGAUGAUAUUGGCAUAGGUGGUGAGCUGGAGUGUACGCUCCAGCUCAAACGCCCUUCUGGUCGCCCUCAGGGAAAGGUACAAGUGGAGGUUAGCGUACGAGAUCAGCCACGCUAUCGUGCACCAGAUGCGUAUUAUGCACCUCCGUACGGUGUCCCGCCCCCGUCGCAACCUUACGGUAGGGACUACGGGGCUCCGUACACUGCGCCUCCAACUGGUUAUCCUUACAGCGCCACAACUCCUCCUUACGGGCAGCCGGCAUACGGGGAGGGAAGCUACGGGCAGCUAUCUGGUGGGUACGGUUACGAAGAGGAGAAAAAGAAGAGCAAGUUUGGGGGAAUGGGGACAGGAUUGGCUGUGGGUGCAGUAGCAGGGGUAUUGGGUGGAGUGGCGUUGGCGGAGGGCGUCGACCUCUUGGAGGACAAAAUCGCCGAUGACGUGGCGGAGAAGGUGGAGGAUGAUCUCGCCGACGACGAUGGGGACUACGGUGGAGAUGACUUUUAGGAAAUGUUCUUACAGUCUUUUGCCUAAGUUCCUUUUGGCUCCUUUACUUUUCAAUUUGCUAAUAUUCCAAGAGUAUUUUUGACUCUAUGAGUAGUACAUUCUGAUAAUGAGUGGGAAAAAAAAACAAAAAAGGAGAAGGGAAUAAAUAAAGAUUUAUUAUGAAAGUAAAAGCAUGGAUGCUAAUUAUUUUGGAGUGUAUACAAUUUGUUGUGAAUGUACAGUUAUGUGUGUUAAAGUAAGUGCUCUAUUUGCUUUUGA